AUUUGGGUGUGGGUGUGGGCGAGCGAGCGCAUGUGUGUGUGUGUGUGUGUGUGGAUGCUGAUGCUGGGAAGACGAAUGGCUCCGAGGAAAAGGAGGAUGCCGUGAAAAUGGAGGAGCGCGAGUGGAUGUGACUGUCCGCAUCUUGGCUCCGAUAAUCAGAUAAAUGGCUCUUUCAAACUGGGAGCUGCCCGAGUGCUGUCCAGCUGGCAGAUGCAGUGCCUAGUGCCAGGGGACAACGGCAACAUGAACGGGACCAGUGAGCAGGUGGACAUCCUGCCACCCAACUGCAUGGUCAAAGACCGCUGGAAAGUGCUCAAGAAGAUCGGUGGUGGGGGGUUUGGAGAGAUCUAUGAGGCCUUGGACCUGCUGACGCGGGAGAACGUGGCGCUGAAGGUGGAGUCGGCUCAACAACCCAAACAGGUUCUGAAGAUGGAGGUCGCGGUCCUCAAGAAGCUGCAGGGUAAAAACCAUGUGUGCAAAUUCAUCGGCUGUGGGAGAAAUGACAAGUUCAACUACGUAGUGAUGCAGCUGCAGGGCCGUAACUUGGCUGACCUGAGGAGAAGCCAACCACGGGGAACGUUCACGAUGAGUACGACUCUACGGCUGGGGAAACAGAUCCUGGAGUCCAUCGAGGCCAUUCACUCUGUGGGCUUUCUUCACCGCGACAUCAAACCGUCCAACUUUGCGAUGGGCCGGCUUCCUUCCACCUACAGGAAGUGUUUCAUGCUGGAUUUUGGUCUGGCGCGACAGUACACCAACACGACCGGAGACGUUCGACCACCCAGAACGGUGGCAGGCUUCAGAGGAACGGUCCGUUAUGCAUCUGUCAAUGCUCACAAGAACAAGGAAAUGGGUCGCCAUGACGAUCUGUGGUCAUUAUUUUACAUGUUGGUGGAGUUUGCUGUUGGCCAGUUGCCAUGGCGAAAAAUCAAGGAUAAGGAACAAGUGGGUCAGAUCAAAGAGCGCUACGAUCACCGCAUGUUGCUCAAACACAUGCCCUCGGAGUUCAACAUCUUCCUGGAACACGUCCUGGCCCUGGACUACUACACCAAACCUGACUACCAGCUGCUGAUGUCGGUGUUUGAAAAUAGCAUGAAGGAACGCAUCAUCACAGAGAACGAGCCCUUUGAUUGGGAGAAGGGAGGAAGUGAUGUCACGUUGUCUACCAGCACCUCAACUCAACCACAGCAAAAUACGCGACCCACUGCCGCAGUCUUGGGGGCUGUGGUCAGCUCGGUCCCAGGUGGAGACGUGCUGAGAGAGAACACGGAUGAUGUUCUUCAGGACGAGCACCUGAGUGACCAGGAGAACGCCCCCCCCGCUGGCCCCCAGCCCGGCCGGCCCAGCGGGGAGCCGGCCCCCCAGGCCCCCGGGGAGGGAGGGGAGGGCUGGGAGGACACCGACUUCAACCGCAACAAGCUGCGGAUCAGCCUCACCAAGGGUGCUGGUGAGGAGGAGGCGAGUCGGGGGGCGUGCCCAGUGUCCCCUGGGAGAGGCGGGGCUGUGGAGUCACCUGGGGCGCAGGUGCGUUCCCUGCGCUACCGUCGCAUCAACAGCCCCGAGUCGGACCGCGUCUCGGCCGCCGACGGACGCGCGGACGUCAACGGCCAGAGGUCUAGGAUGGACAUCCUGGGCUCUCCGUCGCGCCACGUCUACUCCUCCCAGCCGGCCCAGAUGUUGUCCAUCGACGGUUGCCGUGGCGACCGGCAGGCGAGCGGGCGCCAGGACGGCUCGGUGGCGUCCGGGGACCAGGAGGCCCACAGCAACGCCUUCAUCCGCUCGGUGCCGCUGGCCGAGGAGGAGGACUUCGACAGCAAGGAGUGGGUGAUCAUCGACAAGGAGACGGAGCUCCGCGACUUCCAGCCCACCACCUCGGGCACCACGGACGAAGAGCCGGAGGAGCUCCGACCCCUGGAGGAGCAGGAGGAGAAGAGGCGCCUGAGGACUGCAGCUGGGGAGCUGGUGGUCCGUCCAAAGACACACGGGAGGGACAGCAGUCGUGGGAUGCUGACGCUCACCGAGGAAGAGGCUUCCAGAAGGAGUGGGGGCAGCCCGGCCCAGUCGCCGUGCCACUCGCUCCCUUCAGGACGCCCCCGCAGGAGAGAGUCGGACCCCAUCGGACCCCACAGACCGGUGAUGUCCCCGACAGAACCAGCCUCGCCGGACUAUCGCACCAAGAGACAGAGUGGAGACAGGGAACACUUCCACAUCCUGCCUCAGCUCCAGGCCCAGAGAAGUGAUUUGCUCACGGUCAUCCUGACCGGCACCCUUCCCCAGCGCCGAGGCAUCUCCGUCCCUCCUACGGACCGCUGGGAACCCCCGGGGCCUGGGGAGGACGACGUCACCAAGAGUGAGUCCCACAGCGAGGCCAGUCAGAAGAGCACCGAGCGCAGCCAGGAGGCGGCGCCGUCCACCCUCAUGGCCGAAGACCAAAGGGUCAGGGAGCCCAUGUCGGCUGGGGACGUAGACCCGGACCUGGAGGAUGGCUCCAAGACCCUGGUCCUCUUUUCGCCGGGAGACACACGCAAGUCUCCCUCUGGGGGAGACCAGCUCCUGGAAGCUGGUUUAGCCACUCCCUGUGCCCUCACUCCCUGUGCCCUUACUCCCUGCGCCCUCACUCCCUCUGCCCUCGCUCCCUCUGCCCUUACUCCCUGUGCCCUCACUCCCUGUGCCCUCACUCUUUCUGUCCUCGCUCCCUGUGCCCUCACUCCCUGUGCCCUUACUCCCUGUGCCCUUGCUCCCUCUGCCCUCGCUCCCCGUGCCCUCACUCCCUGUGCCCUUGCUCCCUCUGCCCUUGCUCCCCGUGCCCUCACUCCCUGUGCCCUUGCUCCCUCUGCCCUCGCUCCCCGUGCCCUCACUCCCUGUGCCCUUGCUCCCUCUGCCCUCACUCCCCGUGCCCUUACUCCCUGUGCCCUCACUCUCUGCGCCCUCAGUCCAUGUGCCCAGACGGACAGGCCCCUGGACAAACUGGGACUCCCUGCACCAGCAGAGUGCGCUGAGACUGGCAGGUUGUCGCCGGCUCUCCGGUUUGAACUGCGACCGUCCGCCCAGAUCACUCCAGCAUCCCCACCCUUUACCAAAGUUGAACGCACUUUCAUUCAUAUCGCCGAGACCUCACACCUAAACGUCAUGUCUUCUAGCACUCAGUCCGUCAGAGAGGGCGACCAGGAUGUAUUAUCUCAACCUAAGGAAGCCGCAAUCGAGCUGCAGAUUCUCAUAAAGAGAGAAAAACCCCAGCAGGGGCUGCGUACUCAUGCACCGCCGGAGGUGCCCUCUCUGACAGAUCCCAAAUGCCGUGACAUGACUGCCCCGAACCAAUCAUCAGAGCCUGUGCCAGAAGCAAUCUUGGAAGAGUCGGAUGUUAAACAGUCAGUAGCCAGUAAGGAAGAACCUGCAAUAGAACCACAAGAGUCCAUCAGGCCCAAAGCUCGCAGUCGCAUCCCUGUGCUUGCUUCUGGAGAAGACUCUGGCUCGGACAGGUCUUCCUCCACCUCUGCCCGGGCCCAUCUUCAGAAGCGAGCUAGACAGGGGGAUCUGGCCCGCUUGCUAGUGCAGAAGCAGCAGGGCCGUUGGAUCAGGAAGAGGUUGAUCUCUGGAACGUCCUCCUCACUCUCCUCAAUGGACGAGGAAAGACAGAAGGCUUCAGAAACUCUCUCCGCCACAGGCUCAGAAGAGGACACCCAUACCUCAGAAGAGUCCAGAAGGGGCCCCUGUCUCCGGCCGACUGAGGAGCACGGCUCCAUGGAGGGGCGGAGCAGGAUCCCAAGGCCCCAAACCCCCCGGCCCCAAACCUCCAGGACCCUCACCCCCCGGCCCCAAACCCCCCGGCCCCAAGCCACCAGGACCCUAAGCACCAGGACCCUAACCCCCAGGCUUCUAACCCCUGUUAAGGGGCCCUCAGAUGAGCUUCCUGCUACACGACCCUCCCAGCGAUUGCCGCCAGGAACCAGCUCUAGCAAAGGAGCAGCAGCUCCACCUAAUAGGCUCCAAAAGUUUGGCAUGAGAAACAAACCACUUCCUGUCAGGUCUGGCUCCGCCUCCUGUCCCCGCCCCCCUGCUGGCCCCGCCCAGGCACCGCCACUACGCACCAUCUUUGGAACCCGCCGCAGUCUCAGCUCCACCCACUGCAGGACUGACAGUCCCUCCCCUCACAGGCUGCUCCCCACCAGAACCCCCCUCUCCGUCAGGACUCCACCCCAGACGCAGCCCCGAACUUCGGCUCCCCUGGAGCGGGGACGCAGCCGCCCCAAAGCAGCCUCGGGGGGUGCUAGAUAAUAAGAGAAGGUCCAUGUGGUCAAGAUGUGUCGAUGUUAGUGAGGAACUAAACGCUAGUUACAGCUCCAGCCGCCCAAUACCGGGGUGCAGCCAGGGAAGUCCACCAGGGACAUGACUUACUCUUUAAAGCUCCUUGGUCUGAUUAUAACCCUCUUUUCUUUAGCAUGAUUCUGCUCAUGGGGUAUCAUUUCCUCUAUAACCCUCUAUUCUUUAGCAUGAUUCUGUUCAUGGGGUAUCAUUUCCUCUAUAACCCUCUAUUCUUUAGCAUGAUUCUGUUCAUGGGGUAUCAUUUCCUCUAUAACCCUCUAUUCUUUAGCAUGAUUCUGUUCAUGGGGUAUAAUUUCAUUGACAACCGUCUUUUCUUUAGCAUGAUUCUUUUCAUUGGUUAUAAUUUAAUUUUCAACUGUCUAUUCUUUGGCAUGAUUCGGGUCAUGGGGUAUGAUUUCAUUUAUAACCCUCUAUUCUUUAGCAUGAUUCUGUUCAGGGGCUUCCAGUAUUGAAGAGCAAUGCUGCCAUGGUGCUAUGGAACCAUUAGCUGUCAGGGUUAGGGUCAGGGUUAUUGUGAGGGUAAGGGUUAGUGUGAGGGAUAUGUAAGUGUCAAGGUGUGGCCACACUGCACGCAUUAUGCGCGUUAGAGGCGUUGAAAAUCGUCAUUUUUGCAUAGGGAACCAUUGGUGUAGGUGCGUAGACGCGUUACAAGCGUUAAACCGGUGCGUUAGUGGCGUUAGACGCGGCAUACGCACGUAAUGACGCACGUAAACGCACCAACGCGCCCAACGCACCAACACGCAGAGUUAAAAAAUGUGAACUUUUGACGCGCCUACGUGUGACGCUUAGCCGCGAUAGCCAAUCAAUUGUUAUUUAUAUCCGAGAUUAUUUAAUCAAACUCGAUCUAAACUCUAUCAUGCACCCAAACACGGCGGCGUUUGGGUUUCCUACCUCGGACUCGCGUUGAACUAUUUUUGUGACACACAAUGAUCAAGCGUCAGGUUAGGCGCGUCAUGCGCGUUUCUUAACGCGAGUAACGCGUGCAGUGUGGCCGUAGCAUCAGGGUUAUGUUAGUGUCAGGGUUAGUGUUAGUGUCAGGGUUAUGUUAGUGUCAGGGUUAGUGUGAGUGUCAGGGUUAUGUUAGUGUCAGGGUUAGUGUGAGUGUCAGGAUAAUGUUAGUGUCAGGGAUAGUGUGAGUGUCAGGGUUAUGUUAGUGUCAGGGUUAUGCGAGUGUCAGGGUUAUGUUAGUGUCAGGGUUAUGUUAGUGUGAGUGUCAGGCUUAUGUUAUUGUCAGGGUUAUGUUAAUGUCAGGGUGAUGUUAUUGUCAGGGUUAUGACCGUGUCAGGGUUAGUGUUAGAUAAUGUGUUAUAGUGUUUGCGUUGGUUAAUGUGCGUUAGGGUUAUGUUAGUGUCAGGGUUAUUUUUAGGGUUAAGGAGCUGUUUCUCUGGCAUCCUCGCUUCACAGCCUGUGCAUAGAUACACACAUAAUUCACAGUGUAUACUGCAAUAUACCACCAUUUAUUUAGUGGUGAGGGGCAAAUAAUUUUACGUAUGAAAGACUACCUUUAAAUGAUUGUGUUCUCUCCAUUCAAUCCCAUAGUGUCAGUGGUUGAAGUGAAUGCUUGGCUAUGCUUAUGAUAAGAGAUUCUACCCUUGGAGGGAGCAUGUGACCAUCCUCUUGUAUAUAACAGAAGCAUUUCUCAUUAAGACAUCUUUAUUUUUAUCUUGCAAAGCAAAUUGUAAGCCUGCUGUGUUGGCUCUGCCUGUUUAUAUUCGCAUGAUAAAACAGACUUCACCACUGAGUCAGCUCUGACCUAAAGAGGCUUCACUACUGAGUCAGCUCAGACCUAAAGAGGCUUCACCACUGAGUCAGCUCUGACCUGAACAGGCUUCACCACAGAGUCAGCUCUGACCUGAACAGGCUUCACCACGGAGUCAGCUCUGACCUAAAGAGGCUUCACUACUGAGUCAGCUCUGAUCUGAACAGGCUUCACCACUGAGUCCGCUCUGACCCAAAGAGGCUUUCCGACUGAGUCAGCUCUGAACUGAACAGACUUCACCACUGAGUCCGCUCUGAACUGAACAGACUUCACCACUGAGUCCGCUCUGAACUGAACAGGCUUCACCACUGAGUCCGCUCUGAACUGAACAGGCUUCACCACUGAGUCCGCUCUGAACUGAACAGGCUUCACCACUGAGUCCCCUCUGAACUGAAAAGGCUUCACUACAGAGUCAGCUCCGACCUGAACAGACGUUACCACUGAGUCAGCUCUGACCUGAACAGGCUUCACCACUGAGUCCGAUAUGUGAUGGAUUGCUGCUCUUGUGGCCGAUGUAGUUGGUGACUCUUGAUUGUCAAGUAAAGUACUGGUCCUGUGGAAAUCUGUGUCUUCACUUGUUCUCUCCCACUCUUCCGCCCUACUGUAAAAUUAUCUAUAAAUCAUCAUUUUCAGACCAGAAUGACCUAUUUAUCCAGUCCCAUCAGAAUCCAAUGAAGGAAUAUUGAAGUGAGAUUUUAAACGUGAAGAUGACAACAUUAUUAGUUAUACACCCUGUCUGGUAGUUAUGGUUACAACAUUACAGAUUGUACACUCUGUGGUGGUCAUGGUUACAACAUUACAGAUUUUACACCCUGUGUGGUGGUCAUGGUUACAACAUUACGGAUUGACAUGACCUGUGUGGUUGUCAUGUCAAUUCAUAUUAAGGGGUAUUUAAUCAUUCAGCAUUACGUUUAUCCAAAGCCACUGACAUACAAUCACUAUGUCAUUAUAGGGUUACAAGUCUAACCCUAAUCUCUAUGUAAGGCUAAACAACAACAGGGUGUCCCGUAACUGAAAACAAUGUAAUAAACAAAAAAAUAUCUUAAACAUGAA
This is a messenger RNA of Gadus morhua (Atlantic cod), 7135 nucleotides long. RefSeq names its product tau tubulin kinase 1a (gene ttbk1a). NCBI's taxonomy places the organism in Eukaryota, Metazoa, Chordata, Actinopteri, Gadiformes, Gadidae. The transcript has 16 exons. The coding region runs from base 211 to 4275 and encodes 1354 amino acids. The record is from RefSeq and is a predicted model, not a curated record. Gene Ontology annotation, biological process: protein phosphorylation. Gene Ontology annotation, molecular function: ATP binding; protein kinase activity.